UUUUUAUUCUAAUUAAGAAAAAGAUAAAAAACAAGAUCUUCCUGCGGUACCAUCUAUAUAAGCGUCAAUAAAACCAACGAAUAUUUAAUCAUUCUUCUUAACCCAUUCUUUAGAGACGAAAUAUUUGUUAAAAUGAAGAUAAUCAUUUUAUUUUGUAUAUUCUUCGUGAUGGUUUGGUCUUAUCCAGCAAACGAAAAAAAUUUGCCAGCUAGCAUCGAUAAUAUCCCUAAUACAGAACUCGUUCUUCCCGCUGCUGAAAUUGAUGACGCUUUAGAAACUUCGGAAUCUAGAUAUGGUCAUUAUGGAGGUGGACAUUAUGGUCAUUAUCACCAUCACCACCAUCACCAUCACCCGCAUCAUCAUGGAUGGGGAAAAUAAGAACGUCUUAUAAAAAAACCCUGCGAUUUCUUAAUUUCUUAAAUAAAGUAAAAAUUUUAAAAAUGA
This is a messenger RNA of Onthophagus taurus, 444 nucleotides long. NCBI's taxonomy places the organism in Eukaryota, Metazoa, Arthropoda, Insecta, Coleoptera, Scarabaeidae. The record is from RefSeq and is a predicted model, not a curated record.